AUGUACUUUGUCUUUCUCACAAACAGUUCGCUGUUGAACAUUUUCACCGCUGGAGCCCCUCCUCGAACCCUCUCAAACACUUUGAAUGGAGAGGUCGUCCUGCAUUCACAGCCUUGGCGGAGACCCUUCCACAUCUAUGGCGGGCUGGCGUGCAACUCACUAAUGGCUGAGUCCUGGUCAGACAGGACGCCCCUCCAUGAUGCAGCUUUCCACGGCAGACUGCUCAACCUGAGGACCCUCGUCGCACAGGGCUUCCAUGUGGACAUGUUGACCAUGGACAGAAUCUCUCCUCUCCACGAGGCAUGCCUCGGCGGCCAUCAUGCCUGUGCAAAGUUUCUUCUGGACAACGGUGCAAAUGUGAGGGCAGUAUCAACAGACGGCGCCACACCUCUUUUCAACGCCUGCAGCAGCGGGAGUGCGGCUUGUGUCCGGCUAAUUCUGCAGCGCUGGCCUACCGUCCACACCACACAACACCUGGCAUCACCUGUCCACGAGGCCGCGAAGAGAGGACAUGCAGAGUGUCUGGAAGUACUACAGUCCUAUGGAGCUCAUACAGAGGUGCAGCUGCCAGUGUUGGGGACGCCCCUGUACGCUGCCUGUCUGGCUCAGAAGAUAGACUGCGUGAAGAUGCUGCUACACUCAGGAGCAGACGUGCAGGCAGGAUGUGGGCAAGACAGCCCUCUACACGCAGCAGUCCGGGGAGGUCAAAUCAACAUAGCGGAGCUUCUGAUGGACUAUGGGGCUGAUGGGAGUUGUAGGAAUGAGGAGGGGAAGACCCCACUGGAGCUGGCGGCACCAAACAGCGCGAUGAAAGCUGCACUGCAGAAAAGAGGGCCCUGUUCUCUGACUCAGCUCUGCCGGUUUUCUAUACGUCGCAGUUUGGGACGGAGUCGCCUCCAUAGAGCCUCGUCACUUAUCCUUCCUCACUCUCUCAAAGACUUCAUCCUGUACCAGUGACACCCAGUCAGCACUGUAUGUAUUGCAUCUGGUUUGGUCUGAUUUAUGAAACACACUGUCCCAAGUGGAAACUUCAAGUUCCAAUGCUGC
Molecule: messenger RNA, 1047 nt
Organism: Lampris incognitus (smalleye Pacific opah)
Lineage: Eukaryota; Metazoa; Chordata; Actinopteri; Lampriformes; Lampridae
Gene: asb11
Product: ankyrin repeat and SOCS box containing 11
Exons: 9
Coding region: 1-957 (318 amino acids)
Biological process (GO): intracellular signal transduction; protein ubiquitination; positive regulation of protein catabolic process
Molecular function (GO): protein binding
Source: RefSeq, a predicted model, not a curated record